Seminavis robusta is the source of this 2463-nucleotide messenger RNA. The record is from the annotation of a GenBank genome assembly. NCBI's taxonomy places the organism in Eukaryota, Bacillariophyta, Bacillariophyceae, Naviculales, Naviculaceae.
AUGAGGGUCCGCAAAAAAAACACUGUUGUUCCGUGGCCAUCUCUGGGUACCGCCGCCAAGACACUCGAUGCUAGUACCAAUCCAGCUUUGGAAGAUGCCGUUGGCGUUGGCGAACGGGGUAUUACCUGCCACCAGCUUCAAGACCUAACCAGAUUUAUCCAGCGACUUUGCCAAACCGGGUUGCUCCGAUACCAAAAUGACGCCAAUCCCCAGCAGCAAAGCACACGGGGAUCUCGCAUUCUGUGGACACAACUCACAAUGUUUGAUGUAUGCUAUGAAGUUAUCAAACCCAUCAUUGUCCAUCUGGACCGAGGUCUCUGUUCCUGGAGUUCAUUGGUCAACCAGGGAAGACGUCAAAGACCAUCUGUCUUUAUCUCACAUUCAUGGUCCGAAAAAUACCGAGAUUUUGUAGCUACCUUGGAACAUUUGCAAUUGGAUCGAGGCAUGACGCCCACGGACGUGGUUUGGAUAUGCACUUUUGCCAACAACCAAUUUCAACUGGAUUUGGGGGCACGGCUUUCGAAAUCACCAUUCUAUGAUGCUCUCGAAUUUGCUCAGGACGUUGCCUUGUUUUUGGACUAUACAGCAUCCGCCCUUUCCCGAUCUUGGUGCAACUUCGAAUUGGCCAUUACCACCGAUACCCCAUACAACCGACUGCGUUGGAAAGUACGCAGAGUCAUUGCGGAAAAAGAAAACGUGGGAUUGUUUGAUGUUGCCAUGGACAAAGUGGAUGCCUAUUUGGCGGCUCUGGACCACCGAAAAAAGCACAAUAGUGGUGGCAGCACGAGUGAUGCUGGUGACACUGAUGACGACACCCUUCGGACGUUCAAGUCGUCGCAGGCGGAAUCAUUCAGUACUGUCGACCGUCGUCGAAUCAUGAACCAUAUUGCCUACAAAUACCUCGCAGCGACAACCAACCACAGAACUGUCUCUGCUGAUGAAGUACCAUCAGACGAGGACAGAGAGCUUGAAGGUCUAAAAAUGGACAGUGAUGGCAAACUCAUCUUAGCCGAUGAGCAGAAACACGCCUAUGAAAGCAAUCUAACAAGCGGACCCUUGGCAGAAAAGUUUCAAAAGCUUGAUGAAAACGUCUUUCUAGAAUGCAACAAAGCACUGGAACGGAGAGGACUGGUCACCAGUACUGACGAAGCUCUGGCGCCGAAACAACAGUCACCAACAGCAGCAUCCUCCCGCUUGUCCAGAAAGUCUGCCGCCAACCUGCGAUGGGAAGAGUGCGGGUUGACACUGUCUCAGCUUCGGCAGUUUGAGAUUUUCUUAGAGGCGACUUGCAAACGGUCCAAGAUGAAAGUGGAGGGAGGUGCAACCAUAGAUUGGUCGAAUUGUUCCAGCAGACACUUGUUUCCUUGUGAUUGGAAAGGGUUGGCGAAAGAAUUCAUGCCACCUGACACAAGCUAUGUAGAAUGUAUCAGCGAGAGUGGACAAGCUCCUGAGUAUUACGUCAUCCUUCCGUAUGACAUGCUACUCAAGGAUGCCUUCAAGGCGAUUGAAUGGCACGCAGAGGCUCUGCGGCUGUCUGAUCGAACAACCUACUUUGUGUUCAGCCUCGCCUUGCUCAGUGGCAUACGCCGGGAAGGAAGCAACGAAACCGUCAUGGAAGCCACGACGGGAGGUCUCAUUCUCUUGAUGAGCGAGGAUAUUAGUAGGCAAUGGGUCGAUGGCCCCUCGGGGCAGAGUCUCUGGUCAUUCUAUGAGUUGUGGUUGGCAGAUCAGUGUGGCCUCCCGUGGGACGUUGUCUGCAGCACUGGUGCCAUUGCGACAUCGCGGCCAUUCGCUACUUCUAAAUGGGAGGUUGGUUCUUUCUCACCUGUCAUUGCCGAGAAUUUGGCGUCUGUUGAGGUCGAUGCCUCCGAAGCGCGUAUGAGGAACCAAAGAUCCAGAGAAAAGGUUCUCUCGAAAAUUGGCAAGCCGCCUGGAGGCGUUGCCAAUUUCAAUGAGCGGAUUACUGCGUGUCUCUCUGUAAGGAUGCUGCCUCCGCUCAUGCGCCAUGCGGCAUACUUGGAUGAAGGACUGGCAUCGCUGAACAAACUGAACGAUGCAUUGAAGUUGUUGGAGAAGCAUCGAUCAAAGAGUUUUGUGAACCUGGUCACAUUCCAAGGGGCAUUUGGUGAGGGCCCGCUUCAUGUGAUGGCUGCUCGCAGUGAUCUUGACAAGUCAUGCAUUGCUUCUGCUCAUUCAACCAUGCUGGCGCUUGUCCACGCUGGGUUCGGAGUUAACGACCAGGAUGACAAUGGCGAAACUCCACUCCACUGGGCUGCUUCUGCUGGUGCUGAAUGGACUACUGCAUUCCUUCUCCGGCAGGGUGCGAAUCCCAUGAUUCCGAGCUAUCGAGGUGAAGAUCCACUCCAAGUUGCCAAAGCAAAACCAGUUGCUUUUCUCUACGAGUACUCGCCAAAGAUUGUCCCUCUUCUCAGAGGUGCUAUGCAGCCCUGGCAGACUGGGUAG